GAUUAAGCGAGAAAACACUCGUUUACUAAUUUAACAAUUGAAAAAAAAAAGUUUUAUUUUAACAAAGUGGUUCUCGUGCUUUUGAGCAACAUUAGAAUUAACGUAAUAUGUGCGGAGAGAAUAUUGCUUGAAAUCCACAAUUUAUUUUUUUAGCCGGAGACAUUGCAGUAUCAGCUUCCGAAUCGCGCGGAUGCAACUGAGCUAUUUGUUCGGUAUUUUAAGUUAUUUUAUUUUAGUUUAUUUUUUUUUCAAGUUCAAAAAAAUCAUAAAAAGUCGCGUGGAGCUAUUGCCGAAUAUUAAGUAAAUAAAUAUUGCGUGAUAUAACUGAAUUGAAUGGUUCCAUUGAACUCUCACAGCUGAUUUAAUAUUUUAUUUUCAUCGUUUGAUGUUUCGCGAUUCCAUCAAGAUUAAUUCGUUGAUAAAAAGCUCUUAUUUGCUCUUUAUGUAUCAAUUAGUGAAGCUGAUUCUGUAAUAUUUAACGAGGUGUUGUGAAGUGAUAUAGUUUGUCUCAACUAUUCAAGUGCAAUUAACUCGUUAACACCUGAUUCAUAAAUAUUGUAAAAUAAAUCAAAACUCUUGUAAAGUCGUGUCAUGAGAAGUUCACAAAACGUCUAAUGUACAUCACUUUGUGAAUGAAUGAUGCGAAUGAGUAGCGGCAAAAAUACUCUGUAAUUAAUUGACACUCGGAGUGCAUCAGUUGGAAGUAAAUGAUUCAGUAUGGAUUCACAAACGAAUGCUCUAUAUGACAAUCAGACAUUUACGCCAAAAUAUGGACUCAGUGAGAUUUCAUUUAAUGCCAAGCACUCGCCAAAAUCAUCACCAAAGCCCACGCUAAAAGGUAUACGAAAGUCAGAAUCAGCUAAGAAAUUUAUCAUUUUAUCGGCUGAAAAAGACAGCGACGAUGGAGCAAGUCCAUUUUUAUCACCGUCAACAAGUUUUGUAAAGCCAAAGCAUCAUUUAAAUGCAAAAUCAUUAAGAACCGGCGAUCCAUCACUAACAUUUUCAAGUCCAAAUGUCUUGAUGGCACCACAAUUUGCUCAUCUUGCAAGAUCUGGAUCUUAUGUGUUUAGUGAUAGCGGAUCAACACGACUAUUUAGCGAUGCAUCAUCAGUAAGAUCAUUAGCAUCAAUCGGAAUGGGUUCAACAGAUGGUAAACGUAUGGUUAUCCGUAAAGUUCCGAAUUCACCGACCGAACUACUCAACUACAUAAAUCCACCAACGCCACCAGAGGAAAUAUACGAGAACGAGAGCUACGAUGUCUCAAAUGAUGAAUUUUAUGAUAAUAUCCAGCCUAGAAGACAGUAUUGGUCAAGUAAAAUACAUUUUGUGUUUGCUUGCAUCGGAUAUUCAGUCGGCCUCUCGAAUGUCUUUCGAUUUCCGUACAUAAUGUACAAAUCUGGAGGAGGUGUCUUCUUAUUGCCAUAUUUCAUCACCCUUCUUCUAUGUGGAAUUCCAGUAUUAUUUAUGGAGCUUUCGAUUGGUCAAUUCACUGGUCGUGGACCAAUCAAAACGCUGGGACAAUUAUGUCCAUUGUUAAAAGGCACAGGAGUUGCAAGUGUGAUAGUUUCUUUUCUCAUGUCUACAUAUUAUAGUGUUAUUAUAGCAUACUCAAUUUUCUACUUUUUCACAUCAUUCCGUAAUGAACUGCCUUGGACUGGCUGUACAAAUCCACGAUGGAAUACUCUAGACUGUUGGAACAUUGCAAAACUAAACUCGAAUUUGACACGCCCAAACAAUCCACAAACGCCUGCUGAAGAGUUUUUCCAAAAUAAAGUUCUUCAAAUGUCGAACGGAAUUGAAUAUCCAGGAGGUAUUCGAUGGGAUCUUGUAGCAUGUCUAAUAUGUGCAUGGAUAUUAGUAUAUUUUGCAAUCUGGAAGUCUAUCAAAUCAUCAACAAAAAUUCGUUAUUUUACCGCAAGUUUUCCUUUCGUUCUCAUCAUAAUUUUCCUUGGAAGAGCUCUAACAUUGGAAGGUGCCGAGAAGGGUCUUCAAUACUUUUUCCGUCCAGUCGAUUGGUCUGAACUUAAGAAUGCAAAUGUAUGGAUAAAUGCAGCUGGACAGAGCUUCAACUCAUUAGGAAUCGCAUUCGGAUCAAUGAUAUCAUUUGCUAGUUAUAAUAAGUAUAAUAAUAAUAUAUUGCAUGAUACAAUUGCUGUAUCGUCCAUUAAUUUCAUCACAUCAAUGCUUGUCGGAAUAUUUUCAUUUGCAACUAUUGGCAAUAUUGCUUUUGAACAGGGAUUACCUAUAAGUAAAGUCAUUGAGGAUGGACCUGGAUUAGUUUUUAUCGUAUAUCCACAAGCACUUGCUAGAAUGCCUGCACCACAAUUAUGGUCAGUUUUAUUCUUCUUUAUGCUCCUGUGCCUUGGACUAAACUCUCAAUUUGCCAUUGUUGAAGUUGUCGUGACAUCAAUUCAAGACGGAUUUCCUAAUUGGAUUAAGACCAAGCUUGUGUAUCAUGAAAUUCUCGUUCUUUUCAUUUGUGUCUUUGCCUUCUUUUUUGGACUACCGAAUAUCAUCAAUUCUGGUAUUUAUUUCUUUCAAUUAAUUGACCAUUAUGUUGCAUCUAUAACGAUCUUGUUUGUGGCAUUCUUUCAAAUUAUUGCGAUUUCGUGGUUUUAUGGAGUUACAAGACUAACGAAAAAUAUUAAGGAGAUGACGAGCAAGAAUCCUUCGAGAUAUUUUACAUUCUGCUGGCUUAUUACCGCGCCUUUGAUAUUGCUGGGAAUCUUCAUACUAGCUCUGUACAACUACGAACCAUUGACAUAUCAAAACGGAACUUAUCAUUAUCCAUGGUGGGCUCAUAUGAUUGGAUGGCUUGUUACAGCAACAACUUUAUUAUGCAUUCCUGCUUUCGGUCUUUUCAAUAUUUGUCGUGCACACGGAGAUACCUUCUUUGAGAAAUUGAAACACACAAUGAAGCCAAACAUCUAUGAAUGCAAAAUAUGUGGAGAGCAUCACUGCGAACACGACUUUCAUGUCCCAGAAGAAGAAGAUGACUUUCGCAUGUUUCCAAUAAUAUUACAACCACCGCCAAAGAAGCAUAGUCAGGCACAAAUUAAUGGAUUAUCAGAUAAAUCAAGCAAUAGUAGCCCAGAGCAAUCAAAAGAAGCUGUCGCAAGCUGUAGUAAAUCUCAAGAUGUCGAAGAUUGAUAUUUUAUGAUUGUUUUAAUCAAUGGACAGUGAAUUGAGUGAGAUUAUGAAAAAUGUCAAGCAAUUUUAAUUAAAGUGUUACCAAAAAUUUUCGAAAUAAAGUUUUAAUUAUGUUGAGGAAUCAAUUAUUGAAAAUUAAA
Chironomus riparius is the source of this 3290-nucleotide messenger RNA. Lineage: Eukaryota; Metazoa; Arthropoda; Insecta; Diptera; Chironomidae. The record is from the annotation of a GenBank genome assembly.